Messenger RNA from Iphiclides podalirius (scarce swallowtail), 426 nucleotides. Lineage: Eukaryota; Metazoa; Arthropoda; Insecta; Lepidoptera; Papilionidae. The record is from the annotation of a GenBank genome assembly.
AUGACGUCUAUACAGCGUGUCGUAAGCCUGCACGAGGUGGAGGAAGCGUGCACUUUAGAUAACGUCCAGGGAACGAAUGACCCACCUCCAAGUAUCUGCAAAAUUUCAACAUUUAUAUUUUUUACUAUCAUGCCCAAAAGCAAGUUUGAGAAUAAACAAAGAGGGAAAAAAAAGGAAAUGGAUAAUAACGCAGACAAUGAUCGAAAUGAAAAGGUCCCGACAAAACUAGAUUCGCUCGAUGACGAAGAUCAGGGAUUUGGAGGAUGGCUUAGGUCCGCAGACGGUCAAGAGAAUAUGAAACUUUUUGUUAUCGCUAACAGUGUAGUUUUACUUACAACACUUAUGUUUCCUUAUAUACAACUUGUUGUCGACUUCAUUUAUGAUAGUAUAUACGGGCCAGACAGUGAGAUAGGACCUGAUAUGGUG